Molecule: messenger RNA, 326 nt
Organism: Meloidogyne enterolobii
Lineage: Eukaryota; Metazoa; Nematoda; Chromadorea; Rhabditida; Meloidogynidae
Source: the annotation of a GenBank genome assembly
AUGCUUAACAAAAUUCUAAUAAUAUUUUGUUUAAUAAUCAAAACCCAUUCAUGGACUUGGAAGGAUUAUCCAUCCCCUAGAGGACCAGAUUAUUGGAAAUGUGGAGUUACAAAACCAACAUAUGUUUGUGAUCCAGAUGGAAUGUUAACUGAUCAACAGAGGAAAGAAAUAGUUGAUUUAGUUGAGGAUUUUAAGGAAAAAACUAAAAGACCAAAAUCAUCAAAUCCUUGUAUGAGAGAAGGUCUUAGACUUGUGGUGGCUUUAUCAAAAUAUAAAAUUGGCCUUGAAGAUGUUUCCCCUGGAAAAACCGUAAGUUUUUUAUGAAU